Molecule: messenger RNA, 3586 nt
Organism: Jaminaea rosea
Lineage: Eukaryota; Fungi; Basidiomycota; Exobasidiomycetes; Microstromatales
Product: P-loop containing nucleoside triphosphate hydrolase protein
Exons: 2
Coding region: 20-3535 (1171 amino acids)
Molecular function (GO): RNA binding; ATP binding; RNA helicase activity
Source: RefSeq, a predicted model, not a curated record
UCUCAGUAAACCCCUCGGAAUGCCAAGGGAGUACGGCGGCCACGACUGGAGGAGAGACGAUCGAAGGGACGACAGGCGCGACGAUCGAUAUAGCAGUCGGCGUCGUCGAGAUGAGGAAGAAGAAGAUCGCGAUCGUAGACGUAAGCAUCCCGAGCGUGAGGAGCAUUCGUCUUCGUCGAGGCGACGUGAGACUGGUUCACCCACACAUUCUCGCUCCUCUUCCUCGCGCCACCACUACGAUGACGACCAUCGCCGGCAUGACAGCAGGCGGCACGAGGGCAGCAGCAGCAGCAGCAGCAGCCGAUAUGACGACGGCAGACGCCACGACAGCAGAAGAGACCAUCAUCGCUCGCAGCCUACGUCGUCGUCCUCGUCGAGGUCGCGUUGGGAUCAAAGGGACGGCAGUGAGGUGAAGAGGGAUAGGUAUCAAGAGCGCCAGCGAGAGGAUCACUAUCCCGCAGCUCCUAUUUCUUCUACGCCUGCCUCCAGCACUUCUUCGCUGCCAGCGCCACUCGCUUCACUACCAAGUAAGCCAGCGUUUCUGCCCGCCAAUGUGCACGCAGCCGAUGCCUCAGGCAGCUCAUCUUCUGCCCUCAACAGCCCUUCGUCGCCCUUCACACCGCUUGGAAGCACCGAGGACGAAAAGGCAAGAGCAAAGAAGGAGAGACUGGAGGCAUGGAGGAAGGAACGUGAAGCCAAGAAGGCCCUCGAGGAGGCAAAGGCUAGAGCGCAGAGUCUUGCUUCGGGCAUCGCAAACGGACACUCAUCGAGCGGCACGACCAGCAUCAACGCAGCUGGAUUGAAAGGCUUCGCAGCCAAGGGUUUGACGGCCAAUCUCAAAGCGGCAGGCUCGUCAGCCAUGGACGAUACAGGCGAUCAGCCGGCCAAGAAGCAAUUCAAGAAGCUCAAUCUGCCGCCGAUGGAUCCACUGCUCAAGCCUGGCGCUGGUGGCAAAGUCGGCUCUGGCUCGGAUCUCGAAGACGAGGAUGAUGAUGAUGACGACGCAGAGGAGGCUCCACAGCCGCCAUCCGCGACAGCAAAGAUGGAUGUCGACGGCGAGGAAGAUGAGGUAGAUCCGUUGGAUGCAUUCAUGAACACCGUCAGCUCGGAAGUCAAGACAGUCAAUGAGGCGGACCGCAAACGCCUCGGCAUCACGGACGAGCCAAAGAUCAAGCCGCCAGUCAUGAGUACCGAUGCCGAAGAUGACGAGGCCAAGGGUGAGGCGAGUGCAGACGAGCUUGAUGCCGUCGGUGCGGAAGACAUCAUGGCUCUUGCAGCUCAGAAGAUCAAGAAGAAGGAGAUGCCCACCGUCGACCACUCCCAGAUCGAUUACGAGCCCUUCCGCAAAGAGUUCUACCACCCGCCGUCAGAAGUCGAGGAGAUGACAGAGGAAGACGCGGAACGGUUACGGAUGGAGCUCGACGCGAUCAAGGUGCGAGGCAAGGACUGUCCCAAGCCUCUCACCAAGUGGAGCCACUGCGGUCUGCCCGCCACCUGCCUCGACGUCAUCAAGAAGCUGGCGUACAAGGCCCCCACACCCAUCCAGUCGCAAGCGAUCCCUGCCAUCAUGUCGGGUCGCGACAUCAUCGGCGUCGCCAAGACGGGCUCGGGUAAGACGAUGGCCUUCUUGCUCCCCAUGUUCCGCCACAUCAAGGAUCAACGUCCAGUCGAGAAGAUGGAGGGGCCCAUCGGCCUCAUCAUGACGCCUACUCGCGAGCUCGCCGUGCAGAUUUUCAGGGAGAGCAAGCCCUUUCUCAAGGCUACAGGGCUUCGCGCCGUCUGCGUGUAUGGUGGUGCCCCCAUCUCUGAGCAGAUCGCCGAAAUGAAAAAGACGGCAGACAUCGUAGUCGCCACGCCCGGCCGGAUGAUUGACCUGCUCACCGCCAAUCAGGGUCGCGUCACCAAUCUCCGCCGCGUAACUUACCUGGUAUUGGACGAGGCGGACCGCAUGUUUGACAUGGGCUUCGAGCCUCAGGUGAUGAAGAUAGUCAACAACGUUCGGCCAGAUAGGCAGACAGUCCUCUUCUCCGCCACCUUCCCAAAGCAGAUGGAGAGCCUCGCCCGCAAAGUUCUCCGCAACAAGCCUAUCGAGGUCACCGUAGGCGGGAGAAGCGUCGUAGCGGCUGAGAUCGAGCAGAUAGUCGAGGUACGUGAGGAAGAGACCAAGUUCACGCGCUUGCUCGAGAUCCUGGGUCAGACGUACAACAGCGAGGAGGAUGCGCGCACGCUCAUCUUCGUGGAUCGGCAGGAGGCUGCGGACGACUUGCUACGCGAAUUGAUCAGAAAGGGGUAUAUGACCAUGUCGCUGCACGGUGGCAAGGAUCAGGUGGACCGCGAUGCUACCAUUUCGGACUUCAAGGCCGGAGUCUGCCCAAUCGUCACAGCCACUUCGGUCGCCGCUCGUGGCCUGGACGUGAAACAGCUCAAGCUCGUUAUCAACUACGACGCUCCCAAUCACAUGGAGGACUAUGUCCAUCGAGCCGGCCGCACGGGUCGAGCAGGCAACAAGGGUACAUGCGUCACCUUUGUCACUCCACAGCAGGAGCGCUACGCCCGCGACAUCAUCGCGGCGCUCAAAGCAAGUAAAGUCGCGGUGCCUGCUGAGCUGCAAAGCCUCGCCGACUCAUUUGCAGAGAAGGUGCAAGCAGGCAAAGCCCAAGCUGCUAGCUCUGGAUUUGGGGGUAAAGGGCUGGAGAGAUUGGAGAGCGACAGAGAGAAGACGUUGCGCGCUCAGAGGUCGGCCUAUGGUGAGGGAGAGGAGGGCAGCCGCGCUGCGGAAGGAGCAGGAGAUGGUCCGCAAGCCAAAGAGCUCGAAGAGAUCAAGGUGCAAAAGGGACCGCCACCAGCAGAUGAUGGGCUCAGCGGCGUACGAGAGAUGCAGAUCGAGGUCAAGAAGGGAGCCGCUCCUGAGGCCAUUCGAGAGAACAAAGUCGGCGCGGGAGAGGGGAAGGCCAGUCCUGCUCCCGCGAACGGCGAAGGUUCAGCCGCAGCUGCGCCGAAUGCUGCCGCUCUUGCUGCAGCAAAGGCCUCAGGCGCAGACACAAAGAAGCUGGCCGAGGCUCUCGCCCGUAUCAACGCCCUCGCCGCUGCCUCUAAAAAGGCGCAGGCCGCAGCUCGCAAUGGCGGUGGCGCCGAUCAGCCAGAGCGCAAGCCCAAAGACCCUGACGCGACAGACUACCAUGCGAUCGUCCCCAUCAAUGACUUUCCCCAGAAGGCUCGUUGGAGAUGCACCAACAAGGAGACCAUGUCCAUGCUCAUCACGGAGACGGGGGCGGCAAUUACGAACAAGGGAAUCUUCUACGAGAAGGGCAAGGAGCCGGCCGCAGGAGAGCCGCCGAAGUUACAGCUAUUGAUUGAGAGUAACGAUGAGGAGAAGGUGGAGCAUGCGGUACGCGCGAUCAAGAGUAUACUGUUGGAGGCUACGCAGGCAGCACUGGAGCAAGAACAGAGACAGGCCGGACCGGGAGGUGCGCCUGGUGGUGGUGGAGCCGGAGCGGGGACGGGGCAGGCUGUUGGGAGGUACAACGUCGUAUAGGGUAGAGAAAUGCAGAUUCAUCGAGCACUAUCGUCUAUUGAUUACAGGACU